AUGGUGUUAAACAUGGCUUCUGAGUCUGCUCAGAAUUUCCUUCAGCCACUGUCAUCUUGGAUGUCUCAGAUAUACGAAGCUAUCCAACAAGCUGGGGGCUCUAUAUCUGCUUCACUGCUGAACUUGAGUGGGAUGGGUCGUAAGUCAGAAAAAGAGAGGAAGAGGGACUUGGAGAAUAAUGGAGGAAUUUAUGAUGACUAUUCUGAGGAAGCAGAUGAACAGCACUUGGACCUCUGCGAUGAGGAGUACUUCUAUCCUAGAGAAGAUGGUCACAUUGUUAGUCCUGAUCUUGCUUUAGAAGACAUCCCCCCUGGAUCUGAAAUGGGUCUGCAGGGGCAAAAACUGCUUAAAAAUACCACCUGCUUACCAGAGCCAUGUGCUGAAAGCAUCAGGUCCUUGACAGCCAAUGGAUUCUACUGGACAAAGGAAGAUCUCCAGCCACUUGAUCAGCUUCCUCCCAUUGCUGAGGAAGAAGGUGAACCCUCUGUGAGGAUGGGAGGUCACAAGUGCAACCUCAGCUUGGGUGGCUCCUUAGGAAAUAAUAAUGGCAAGGCAAGUUUUGCAGAUCUGGAUGGACUGAGCCAACUGAGUUGCCAAGACAACCUCUCCUAUGGUGAAGAUGACCAUGGAUCUGGUGAUUCAAGAACAACAGUUGUGAGCAGGGGACCUGGGCAGUGUCAAGGGCCUAUGAUGGAGUCCAACAUUGUUGAUGGCAUUAACCAGCAAGCCACGGAAGGAGGUUUGGAAAUGGAGAUACCAUUUAACAGCCAGGGAUUUGGAGUAAAUGAUGCUACUGACAGCCCAUCAGCUUGGAGUCCUGAGGAACGUGAUGAAGUGAAUAGAGAACCAGCUCAUCAUGGUGCUCAUGAGCCCAUCUGCAAAUGUGGUGAUCUAGAUGUCAUCUUCAACUUCAAAGCCUCAAGCCAAAAGCUAAUAAUCACUGUUUUGGAGGCCAGAGAUAUCCCCGACAAAGACCGCAGUGGUGUGAACACCUGGCAAGUGCACACAGUCCUGAUGCCAAGCAAGAAACAGAGGGGAAAGACAAGUGUUCAGAGAGGACCCAUCCCCACAUUUAAUGAUAAAAUUACUUUCAGUAAGCUGGAGCCACAGGAGUUAAGCAGCCACGCCGUUCGUUUCCGCCUCUAUGCGGUACAGAAGAUGAUGGGAGAGAAGAUGAUGGGGGAGCAGUUGUUCUACUUGAACAACAUCAGCUGGGAAGGAGAAGUGAAGGUGACAUUGGUCUUGGAGCCAAGGAGUAACUUGAGUAGUGCAGACUCUCAGCUUAGUCUGUCAGCAAUCUCUCACAGUGAUAGAACAUCCUCAACACAGUCCCUGUCACAUGGAGGGGUGCCAGAGCUGCUCGUGGGAUUGUUGUACAACGCAACCACGGGGCGGCUGUCGGUGGAGAUGAUCAAAGGCAGUAAUUUCCGGAACCUUGCAAUUAAGAGGCCACCUGACACGUAUGGAAAGCUCUGCCUGCUCAACUCUGUGGGCCAGGAGAUGUUCCGCUGCAAGACCUCCAUCCGCCGAGGGCAGCCCCACCCCGUGUACAAGGAAACUUUCAUCUUCCAAGUUGCUCUCUUCCAGCUCUCUGAUGUCACCCUGAUGAUUUCCAUAUACAACAGGCACAGCAUGAAGCGCAAAGAGAUGGUUGGGUGGAUUUCUAUGGGUCAGAACAGCAGUGGAGAGGAAGAGCAAAGCCACUGGCAGGAGAUGAAGGAGUCAAAGGGGAUGCAGGUCUGCAGGUGGCACACGCUACUGGAGUCCUAGUGGGUACCAGGACAGCCUUGGUACCCUGGGCUCU
Molecule: messenger RNA, 1804 nt
Organism: Calypte anna (Anna's hummingbird)
Lineage: Eukaryota; Metazoa; Chordata; Aves; Apodiformes; Trochilidae
Gene: SYT16
Product: synaptotagmin 16
Exons: 5
Coding region: 1-1770 (589 amino acids)
Source: RefSeq, a predicted model, not a curated record